Messenger RNA from Cooperia oncophora, 324 nucleotides. The record is from the annotation of a GenBank genome assembly. NCBI's taxonomy places the organism in Eukaryota, Metazoa, Nematoda, Chromadorea, Rhabditida, Trichostrongylidae.
AUGUGGGAGGCGGACCAUCCUACUCUGAAAUAUGCUGCUAAAAAUCAUUUCUUCCAAGCUCUUUUGUGCUAUCUUUGCAUUGAUGUGCUUGAUGCUCAACAUGCUCUGAAACGCUACGAAGACGCUUCCCCUUCAUUUGCAGACACUCGUGAGGCUAAAUUGAUCAAGGACCUUAUUGCUUGUUUGGAAGAUGGCAACGAAGAGCUCUUCACGGAUACUGUUAAAUCAUUCGAUAAAAUCAGUCGACUUGACCAAUGGCAUACAGGAUUGCUUGUUAAGAUUAAGCGAUCCAUCAGCAAAGAAGAGGAAGAUGAUCUCAAAUAA